This is a messenger RNA of Cadophora gregata, 381 nucleotides long. RefSeq lists its product as uncharacterized. Bases 1 to 381 code for a protein of 126 amino acids. The transcript has a single exon. Lineage: Eukaryota; Fungi; Ascomycota; Leotiomycetes; Helotiales; Ploettnerulaceae. The record is from RefSeq and is a predicted model, not a curated record.
AUGCAUAACGAACCAUACCGCACCUCUCCCAAGCCCAAACCCAAACACCUCCCACCCUCGUGUAAUCCUUCCUCCCGAGCGUCAUCAAUCCCCCACACCCACACCCUCGGAACCAUCCCCCCAUCAGAUCUCAAACCCAAUCUCCAAACCAUCUCCCAACCUAAAAAUACACUCCUCUCCUCCCCGGUCCCGGUAUCUAAUUUCUCAAACCCCCCAUCUAUCUCUCACAUCUCGGCUCAACCUUCUCCUCCCCACCACUCCUCCAAGCUCACCCGUCCUCAAACCCAAACCGCCUCGCUUCAGCCCGCCGCCGCCGUGCCGCAGCAACCACAAUCAAGGCCAGGUCUCGGCACAUCCUUCCUUCCCAUCUCUAAAAGUUGA